AUGACGGAAGCAAUUAAUAAAGUGUCCUCACACAAGGCUCUACGGCCUAAUGUGUGUGCAGAACAGGAGCUCUCCCUGAUGGCCCUGCACCAGCCAUGCAUACAAGCAUUUACACGCAUGGCAAAGGUUUGGAAGCAGGGCUGUUCUGGGCACCGUUGGUGUCUCAGCUAUGAACGGAGGACAGGGUACUACAUGGCCUACAAACAGGUGUACAGCAUGGAUGUUCACACUGUAUAUCGGUGCUGUCCAGGCUGGUUACAACAUGCUGAGGAAUAUGGAUGCUUGCAUCAUGUUAAUGAGUGCACAGCUGACAAUGGUGGCUGCGAAGGGCAAUGCUGCAACACCAUUGGCAGCUUCUACUGCAAGUGCCCUAAGGGUAUGAGGCUCAACCAGGAUGGAAAGGCCUGUGAGGAUGAGAAUGAGUGUUUGGAACUGAAUGGGGGCUGUCAGCAGAACUGUGUCAACAGUGCAGGCUCUUUCCUCUGUGAAUGUAGCAUGGGAUUCCGCUUAAACACAGACGGGAGAAGCUGCGUUGUGGAAGAUCCCUGCAUGGAUCAAAAUGGUGGCUGUGCCCAGCUCUGCAGCGGUGAAGAAGGUCAGACGCGCUGCAGCUGCCGUUUGGGCUACAGUCUGGCUGCUGAUAGUAAAAGCUGCAUGGAUAUUGAUGAGUGCAGUUCAGGGCAAGCAAAAUGUAGUCAUCGCUGCAUCAAUACCCUCGGGACUUUCAAAUGUAUGUGCAGCCCUGGCUUUGAGCUGGGAAUCAAUGGGAAGCACUGCUACCGAAUUGAGAUGGAGAUUGUUAACAGCUGUCAGAAGAACAACGGAGGCUGCUCUGAUACCUGCCAACACACUGCUAACGGACCACUCUGCUCCUGCAGUCAAGGUUAUCAACUAGCUGAUGAUAAUAAAACCUGUGUAGACUUUGAUGAGUGUGAGACUGGCAAAGCCUGCUGCAGUCAUUUUUGCAAGAACUACCCUGGGGGCUAUGAGUGCCACUGCGAAGCCGGCGACAGACUGCAUACUGAUGGCUGUAACUGUGAGGCUCAGCAGAAGAGUGAAUUUGAUGAGAGUGACGAUGAGGAUGUGGAUGUGCGCCAGCUGCCAGGCCUGCUAUUCCGGCAGCUUCCAGAGCUCCUACACUAUGAUGCAGACUCAGCCUAUGAAGCCGAUGAAGAGGAGAGUGGGGAUGAUGUGUGGGCGGAGCUCACUCUCAUUAGCAGGACCGUGUGUCUGGAUGGCGCUUUUGGGGAUGACUGCAGUCUGAGUUGUGAAAACUGUGAAAAUGGGGCAAUAUGUGCUAAGGAGAACAAUAAAUGCGACUGCCUUCCAGGGUGGACUGGAAUCAUCUGUAAUGAAACAUGUCCACAGGGAACUUUUGGUCCAGCUUGUCAAAGUGUCUGCCAGUGUCAGAAUGGCGGAUCCUGUGAUCCAGUAACUGGGACGUGCCACUGUCCCCAUGGGGUGGAGGGGGAAUUUUGUGAAGAUGGUUGCCCAAAGGGGUAUUUUGGGAAAAACUGCCAAAGCCGGUGUAACUGCCCCAGGAAUGUGCAUUGUCACCGCUUGUAUGGGACUUGCUUGUGUGCCCCAGGGCUGUAUGGGCGUUUCUGUCAUCUAGCAUGUCCAAGCUGGACAUAUGGAGCAGGAUGCUCUAAGGAGUGUGCCUGUGUGCUGGAGAAGUCCUCAGGGUGCAGGGCUAACAAUGGCUCAUGUGUGUGCAAGCCAGGCUACCAAGGAACUGCAUGUCAGUCAGAGUGUGACCCUGGCUUUUAUGGAGAUGGCUGCAUAGAGCAGUGUGACUGUCCUGCUGGUGUUAGGUGUGACCCCAAGAGUGGCCAGUGUGUCCAGAAUUGUCCAGCAGGACUUCAUGGGGAGAGGUGUCAGCUGGAGGAUGUUUUAUCUUGGCUUGCAACAUGCCCGGACGGUUUUUACGGCCUUGACUGUGGCCAGAUGUGUGAUUGCAGGAAUGGUGCCCACUGCAACCACAUCACAGAAGUCUGCCUCUGCCUGCCUGGCUGGACAGGAGCCCAGUGCAUUCUGGGUAUGGACAGAUCCCACAUCAUUAAAAAUGGGUCCUGUCAUGAAGGAACCUAUGGACGACACUGCAAGGAGAGAUGUAAAUGUUCCAACGGGGGGCGCUGUGACACCAUCACAGGCACCUGUGAGUGCCUGCCAGGAUUCCUUGGAGCCAACUGCAGUAUUGCUUGUCCACCUGGACGCUAUGGGCAGGACUGUGGCCUGAUUUGUUUUUGUGGGAAUGGAGAACAGUGCCACCCAGUGACUGGAAAAUGUACCUGUGCUCCAGGCCGAGCAGGACGACAUUGCCAGCAUGCUUGUCCCAGGGGGCGUUAUGGAGCACAGUGCUUGAAUAUGUGUGCAUGUUGGAAUGGUGCUGCCUGUGACCCACAUGACGGGACAUGCAGGUGUGGGCUGGGAUGGACUGGGAAUCACUGUGAGAAAGGUUGUGUUGCUGGGAAAUAUGGGCCCACCUGUGAACUGGACUGCCAGUGCCAAAACGAUGCAGAUUGUGACCGCUUUAACGGGUUCUGCCACUGCAAAGCUGGCUACUAUGGCAACUCCUGUCAACAUAGGUGUCCACCUGGAUUUUUUGGAAAAAAUUGCAUCCAGCAAUGCAACUGCACAAACAGUGAAUCGUGUGAUCAUGUGACUGGACUUUGUUUGUGCCGGCCGGGCUUCAACGGAUCCCACUGUCAGACAAUGUGCAAAGAAGGUACAUUUGGACAGGGUUGUCAGCACCACUGCGACUGUGAGGGUAGGGCCCCUUGCCAUCCAGCCACCGGACAGUGUCUCUGUCCUCCUGGGAUGACCGGAAAUCGGUGUGAAAAAGACUGUGGAGAGGGUCGCUUCGGACCCGACUGCUCUUUGCAGUGCCAGUGUAGCCACCAUGCCCGUUGUCAUUCCUCGACUGGCCACUGCGUGUGCCCUCAUCCCUGGAUAGGACCCACCUGUACGGAAGAGGAAAAACCAACUCCUGAACCCAUACGUGCCCAGAGCUCCAUGCAGUAAAAGACUCUUACGUUUGCAGUUCUGUGCAAUAGCUCAUGGGAUUAACUCUCAGCGCUAAGCCAAAUGGAGUUAUGGGGGGGAUGCAAAAGAAUACGUCAACCCAGAGGACAACACAAUUUGCAAGCUUCUGCGAUACGUUACUACACAGGAUUCACAAGACAGUUCACAUAUCCAAUCAAAUUGCUCCAAUGGCUAUAACGUUCAUAUACACGUAGUGUGAUUGCAGUGUGGAGAUGACCUCUCUUGCCAAGUUUAUGCAUACCAUCCAUGUGCUUGUGUGUAUAAUGCAUUUUGAUCAUGUAAAUUUCCUUUUUUGAUGAAGGUUUUUUCCACUGAUGCAAAUGACCGAAAUGCUGGAGAAUAGAAUUGAAAUUUCUAAUAUUCUAUCAAAAAAAGUUGCUUUUUUUCUGGAAAUAUAUGGUAAAUG
Messenger RNA from Brienomyrus brachyistius, 3451 nucleotides. It is a transcript of the gene megf6, whose product is annotated as multiple EGF like domains 6. The transcript is spliced from 24 exons. Gene Ontology annotation, molecular function: protein binding; calcium ion binding. The record is from RefSeq and is a predicted model, not a curated record. NCBI's taxonomy places the organism in Eukaryota, Metazoa, Chordata, Actinopteri, Osteoglossiformes, Mormyridae. The coding region runs from base 1 to 3024 and encodes 1007 amino acids.